AUGGUGGAGUGUAGGAUAAACGGGGUUCCAACUAAGGCUCUCUGGGAUACUGGAGCUCAAGUAUCAAUUCUACCUAAAGACUGGAUUCAACAGAAAGCACCAGCCACAUCCAUUCAACCGCUCUCCACUCUCAUAGACAAUAUCCAACUGAAAGCAGCAAAUGGUACCACUAUCCCAUUUGAUGGAUGGGUAGAAGCUACACUGGCCAUCAGUAGCCCACAUGGUAAAGGUUGGUCAAUCCAAGUCCCAAUGCUCAUAUCGUCUGUGACCAUGGGUGAACCUAUCAUUGGAUACAAUAUUAUAGAAGAGUGGGUAAAAGAACAUCCUGCUGGUGACAAGAUACAAACUCUUCAAUCAAUUUUCACCAAUCUGAGUUCAUCUAAAGUCAAAACCCUACUCAACUACAUUUCGGCAGACGACACUGACGAAUUAUGUACAGUUAAAGUUGGAAAAAAAGAUGUUCUUAUUCCUGGUGGCGAAAUGAUUGCAAUACUAUGCAGGGUGCACUCCCGGUGUAAAGAAGAAAACUUGCCAGUUAUCUUUGAACCCAAUAUACAUACACCAUGGCCAGAUGGUCUUGAAGUGCCAGAUGCCCUCAUCCACUUAGAAAAGGGAUCGUCCUAUCGAAUUACCAUCUAUGUAACAAAUCCAACCAAUCACCCGCUUCGCUUGGACAGAAGUACCAAACUUGGUACAUUGCACGUCGUACAAUCCGUUUUACCAGGUAGAGUAAAAUGCAAAGCAACUGUCUCGUCAGCAACAGAGAAUGAGUCAGAGGAAGAAUGGGAACCACCCGUAGAUAUGACAUGUUUUGACGUUAAACAGGCAACCAUAGUACGCCAGAUGUUGCGAGAGGAGUCAAGUGCAUUCUCAAGAGAUGACCGAGACAUGGGAUGCAUUGCAGACUUACAGAUGUCUAUAAACUUAAGAGAUACCAAGCCUGUUCAGAAGACAUAUAUGUCAGUGCCUCGACCUCUCUACCAAGAAGUAAAGACCUACCUUUUAGAUCUGAUCGAUAGGGGUUGGAUCACAAAGUUAAAAUCUUCAUUCUCAUCACCUGUUGUCUGUUUCCGAAAGAAAGACGGUUUUCUCCGAUUAUGCAUCGACUACCGUGAACUGAACAAAAAGACCAUCCCAGACAGACAACCAAUUCCGAGAGUACAAGAUGUCCUUGACAGUUUGGGAGGCAAGAAAUGGUUUACCACUCUGGAUCAAGGUAAAGCUUACCAUCAGGGAUUCAUCCACGAAGCUAGUCGCCCGUUCACUGCCUUUGUUACCUCAUGGGGUUUGUACGAAUGGGUUCGCAUCCCCUUUGGGUUGAUGAACGCCCCAGCAGCUUUCCAACGCUGCAUGGAGAAUUCUCUCGAAGGGCUGACUGGAGACUUUUGUGAAAUAUACCUGGAUGACAUACUAGUACAUAGCAGAACAUUUGCAGAACAUGUAGAACAUAUAAGGACCAUACUUCGUCGACUGCAGAAACAUGGGAUAAAACUCAAGCCUAGCAAGUGCAAACUGUUCGAAAAACAAGUCCGUUACUUGGGAAGACUGGUAUCAUCGGAAGGGCACCAAGUUGACCCUGCUGACACAGCAACCAUACAGGCUCUUAAGGACAAACGACCAGCGACUGCAGGUGAUGUACGCAAACUAUUGGGACUCUUCUCUUAUACACAUCUAGAUGUGUAUGGGAUAUUACAGACAAUACAUACAAAACUUUGCAAGAUUAGCCAAACCAUUAUAUGA
This is a messenger RNA of Anneissia japonica, 1740 nucleotides long. RefSeq lists its product as uncharacterized. The record is from RefSeq and is a predicted model, not a curated record. The transcript has a single exon. Bases 1 to 1740 code for a protein of 579 amino acids. Lineage: Eukaryota; Metazoa; Echinodermata; Crinoidea; Comatulida; Comatulidae.